GGAUUGGCUCGAGUAACUGGCCGUUAUAAAAGAGCAUACAAACUUUUUACCUCAUUUUUGAGAGCGAGAGAGAACAAGAAAACGAAAAAAAAAGAAAAAAAACCAAGUUAGAGUGAGAGAACGAGGGUAUGGUCAGAGUUGAAAGAGGAGCGGGGGAAAGGGUGGGGUUCGCUUCAUUCUACCUUCCGAGAAAAUAAUCGAUCGCGCGACGCGUAUGAACAAAAUUGCUGACCGUUAUAAAAUUUGAUUUCCGAAAAAUCACGGGCAAGAUCGAUUAACGAUGCUUCGUUUUAACGUUUGACAUGAAUAACGAUAAAUCCGCGUUGAUAGAAAUCCGGAAAAGAGCCAUUUUGAUCGCAAGAGAUUGUGUGAGGGCUAUUCGGGCGUUGAGUGUCGAAAAUAUCGUAUUUUGUCCCAUUCCUUGCCCCCCGCAUUCCAAAAAUGAUUCAGUGUUAGGGAGUGUGAUAUAAUUUGAUUAAUGAGCAAGUAAAACGAGUACAGAGGUCAAUCAUUGGAGAUAUGCAAAUCGUGAUUAUUAUUAUUAUUAUUAUUAGAAUAUAAAUAGAACGAGCCAAUCGUGACAUCAUUGUGAUUUUGCGCGGAGGGCCGGAAGGGGAAUUUGUGGCUACAGAAUGGGAGAAGUUGAGAGCUUUCGAUUGGUCGGGAAGAUCGGAAACUCCAGGUUUUUAGUGGUUAGUGGUGGGGUGAAUGCUGAAAAAAAAGACUGAAACAAAAUCGAGGCUACAUGCGCGAAGUACGGUGCGCAAACGAACUUGUCGCCAGUCGGAGCUAUUCGUGAGCACAGACCGUGUUGCCACGCAGGAUUGAAUUUUAGCAUUCGCAUUUUUGCCAAUAUCUUUAGCGUACGAACGAAUAAUAUUUUCACGAAAUUUCAUAUACAUCAUUCACUUUGCUUGACUAAUAGCGUUAAUCCAAAGAGCUCAUCUUACAAGAAUAUUUAUGCAGAGGGCACGUAGGAGGAAGAACAAAACUUGAAAUUGUAGAGAAUUUGACUGAUUUUCGUACUAUGAUACUGUUAUCGGGAAGUUUCGUCGGCUAGAGUUUUAACCACAAGGAUUACGUGCAAAAAUCGUCAAAAUGCCGCGAAUAGAUCCGUUUCAACUGCUCAAAUGUCUGAGCGUUUUGCUGGGACCUACGGGCGGGAUAAAGAGCAAAGAAGAGGUGCAUCGUUUGGCCAAUUUAAUGACCAAGUUCUCCAAGAAGCUCGUCUCAAAAUGCAUCUACAUACAAAUUCUCAAGACAACGAACACCGAACUUCUGAGCCAAUUCAUGGACGCAGGAGGUUGGAGUCUCGUUCACAUGUGGCUAACGGACGGUAUAGUAGCGAAAAAUUGGGCCCUGAUACAAGAAUUAUUGGAACUGUUGCAUCUGUGCCCGGUGAAGAUCGAGCGAUUGAAAAGCAACAAUUGUCCAAAGUUGAUAAAGGGUUUAUCGAAGGAAGUGUCGCACCAGGGUGUCAGAUUAUUAGCGAGUCGCUUGGUCGAGCAAUGGUUGAAGAUUGUCAAGGGGGAGGCGGCGCCGAAUUCGGUACCGGCGCAAAUAAUAGGAACGAACAAUUCGCAGAACCCGAAUUCUGUGAUGCAGGCAGAACAUUAUACGAUAGUAGACGGAGGGAACAACGCGGGGGAGGAAACGGGCGAGACGACGACGACGACGGUCAAGGUGCAAGAUCUUGAGCCAACGACGAACAACUAUACGAUAGAAACGAACCCGUUGCCUUCGCAGCCGAUGCAACUGCACAUUUUGAAUCCGUCGGCUGUACCGACGACACAGACGCACCAACAGCAGCAAGUCCAGCACAUCACGAAGCAAUCUUACGUUGUAGUGGGCAACGGAACUUCCGUAAUGCCCUCCGGUCCUGUUUGCAAAAUAACGAUUCGCGACGGCAAUCAUGUGCUCGUUAAGGUCGAGACCGACGCGGCGAAUAUAAACAACGCGAUGAAUUCGUGUCACGAGAUGAACGGAGAAACGGAGAAUGAGACGGGGCCGAUGGAGCAGCAGCAAAAUGGUGGGAACGAGGAGGAAAUGACGGUCGAGCGACUGGACGACGAGACGUACGAAGCCGCGUCCGAGGAAUUGUCCUAUGAAACCAAAGCAUCGCCGAAUUUACCGAAACACGCUGAGUCGAGCACGAAAAAUAAAGAGACGAAGGAAAACGCUAGCAGCGAUUCAAACAAAUCGAGCGACAAAGAAAAUCGUGAUUCUCAUAAGACUGACGAUAAAAAAUCGAGCAUUAGCAGUAGUGCAGAUAAAAAGAGCAGCAGCUCAAGCUCAAAGAGCAGCUCGUCGAAACACGGCUCGAGCUCUCAUCGUUCAAGCUCUUCGAGCUCUCACCGUUCGUCACAUCGCUCUAGUUCCAGCAGCACGAGAAGUUCGAGCUCUAAGUCUUCCAAGGACAAGGACAGACAUCAUUCCUCGUCGUCGAGCAGCAGACACGGCUCUUCCUCGUCGUCGUCGACGUCGACCACUAAGAGCAAAUCCGAUCGGGACAAGGAACGCGAGAAAGAAAAAGAAAAGUUGAAAAAAGAUCAAGCCGACAAGGACAAAGCUACUCUCGAGAAAGUUCAGGCUCAAGCUUUGAGCUCGAAAUUGGGUAAAAUACCGAAGAAAAAAGCCGAGGACGAGAAACAGAGCUCGACCGGUGAAUCCGGGCUGAGAAAAUCGUCGACCGAUUCGAAGGACAGCUCCAAAGAAAACAAAGACAAAACCGAGGCGAAGAAGAACAUCGUCAGCGGAAAUACAACCAUUUUGGAGAAGAAAAAUAUUUCUAUUUCUAUAGAAAAUCGAAAAAAUUCACUCGACUCCGCGCGACCUAAAACCGUUAAAACUUUCAACUCCAAGUUUAGAUCCACAGGUCUCGAGGAAGAGGUCAAACCUCCACCGCCCCGAUCAGUAGCAAAAAAAGCAACCGGAAAUAUCGUCGAGAAAAAAAUUAUUCCGCCCAAACCGUUGACCACGCUCAAAAGAACUUCACCGCUACGCGAAACUUCUACCCCCGCUGACAAAAGAGCUAAACUGUCGCUCGAUCCACCCGCUGAACCCACCGAGGAGAAAAAAGGCGCUAUCAAACUCAUAUCACCAAAACCUAAACCAAUGGUUUUGCAAGAAAGCGACAUGUUUAUGGACGCGUUGAUGACGGCGUCAACGAAGAGCAAAGAGCCGAGAAAACGGAAUAAGAGAAAAGCUUCGAUAUCGAAGGACAGUGGGACCGCCGACUCGAAGAAAUCGGAUCAUACGAAUUCUGACGGUCACGAGUCUCCAUCCCAGAAUCCGUCUUCGCCACAGACAGCCGAAGACAGAUCACCAAUUGCGGUGAAGCCUAAUUUCAAAUUUUAUCAGGAUACUCUUGAAACAGACGAGGACAAAGAAGACAAGGAAGAUCUUGUAAAAAAGAUCAAAGAAGAAGACGCCGAGGAGAUGAAGUUGGACGCUGAUGGGAAUGAGGAUUAUGAAACGAGCGUUUCUAAUCUGGUUAAAACGGAAAUGGCAGCGUUAGCUGUCAAAGCUGAUGCGAAAGACUCGGAAGAAGAUUCGGAGGAAUCAAAAACGUUGGCGUCCCCAGAGGGCGAAGAAACGGGCGGGGAUGGUAGCAAUUUCGUUAAAAAAGAAGACAGGAGUCUGAGCCCGCAACCAGAAAUUCGGUACGUCGACGGUUUGCGAAGCGUUUUGUUGUUACAAAAGCGCAAAGGUCCCAAAAAGAAUCUCAAGUGGAAGACGGAUUUAGAAUCGAUCCGUUACUUCGAGUUGGACGAAACCGAACGAGUCAACGUUACCAAAACAUUUACGGAUAUGAAACAGAUGGAAAAACAAAACGAACGCGAGGCUUUCCAAAUGGCGAGAAAGCUCAGCUCGGAGGAUGUUAUGGAGGAAAAAACAACGUGGAAACCUUUGAUUCCAAUCGACCUACAAGCUCCUCUGGUUGAGCCUGGAAAAGACAGCAGAGAAAAAGAAAUUCAGUAUGCUCGAGAAAAAGGAAUUCUCCAAGCUCUUUACUUCAACCGAAGCAUGAUCCCUGAUUCGCCGGCUGAACCGGACGAAGAGCGUCACCACAUAAUGACCGACCCGAAGAUAAUACCGUUGGAAGAUUUGACGGGAAACAAAGACAGCGAGAAGGAUUUCACGGGAGUGCCAUGGCCGGAGCCAAAACCAACGUUGCCGCCCCCCGCGCCGGUAAUGCAGGCGCCUGGUUAUCAUUUCCCACCGGGUUAUCCGCACAGUCAGCCGCCGAUGAUGCCCCCGAUGGGACCACCGGGGCCGAUGGGACCGAUGCCUCCGAUGCCGCCGGGGCCGAUGAUGGGUCCCAUGAAUCACAUGGGACCGCCGGAUAUGAGCGGUGGACCGAUGGCAGGGCCGAUGAGCAGCGGAGGUGGAGGCGGAGGCGGUGGGGGCGGGGGUGGAGGCGGUGGAUGGAGAACAGGAGACGGAAAAGUAGUUGUUCCCGAUGUUGGAAUGAAUCCUAUGCAGCAACCGAUGCCAAACAUGCCGGGAGGUUUUCCUCCAGGAAUGGAUGGUCCGAUGGGCCCGCCAGGCAUGAUGGGACCACCGAUGUUCAAUCAACCGGAAGGAUACGGGAUGAUGGGCCCGGAUGAUAUGGGUUACGGUAAUUUUCAAGGGCCACCUGGUCCCCCGGGGAUGUACGGUCCCCCGGGGCCAAACUUCCCAGGAGGGCCACCGAGAGGCGGGGGCCCGAUGCACGGAAACAGAGGUCGAGGCUCGGGUCCCGGCUGGUUCAGGGGCGGCGGCCCCGGUGGUGGACCCAUGGGCCCUCGCAUGGGCGGUGGCGGCUGGAGAGGCGGAUGGCGAGGAAACGGUAAACAACCACCGAUCUGUCGGCAAUUCACGAAAAAUGGCUUUUGCCGCGUCGGAGAUAAAUGCCAGUACCUUCAUCCGGGUGUAAAUUGCCCGCCGUUUUGAAAUCCACCUAUGGGACCAUCGCAAUUCGGAAAUUUCUUCUUCUCAGGAUGAUUUUCAUGAUAAAAUGCGAAAGAAAGGCGCUGCGCAAACCACGAAGACUCAAUGUAUAUAAAUAUUUCCAUUUUGUUCGUACUGGAGAUUGAAUUGUUGUACGGUGACAAAAGUCUCUCUCGAUCUUUCGCUCGGUUUUAAUAUCGGCUCCGGUUUCUGACUCGGUUCUCAAAACCUCUGGCGGGACAUUGAAUUUUUAACUUUUAAUGGCAUGAAGCCAUUCGAAUUCGCAUCGGUCACUUGUGUCUCUAGCCGAGAGAGAGAGAGAGGAGAGAGAGAGACGGAAGGCAAGGGAGAAAGAUAGCAGCGGUGUCUUCCUCAUGAAGAAUUACUGUGAAAGCCCGUGAAACGUAAUUGCGUUAGUCUCCGAUGAAAGUCUUCGAAAGUCAUGAUUUUCCUGGUACGUGUAAAAAUACAGAAAAUAAAAUAUGCGAAAGCUGUGAUAGGGCUGACGAGUGGAAAAAAUUUCCACCGACUCUCGUCAGAACUCUCCAAAUGAUCGAUAAAUCCACCGGUAUUCUCUCGCUAAGGGUUUCUAUGUUAAAAUGAUUUCCAAGAAAUCAUGUAUGCCUAUCUCAUUUCGCCAUUCAAAUGUUUUACUGUCGAUUUACCAGAGUAUUUAAGCGGCAGCCGGAAUCGAGGCGAUUUAAAAAUGGCAAAACUUUGAAAUCAAGAGAAUAUUUGCAUUUGUCGAUUAUUCUGUAUUAAUAUUUAAAAAUGCACUGGAACACCAAAAGUUCAAACGGCGAAAACUACCAAUUGUCAUUAGGCAACCCUCAGUUUUUAUUGACUCUGUACAUUCGUGUAAAUAUCCGUUUUUAUUAUCAAUUUGAUUAUUAUUUUUAUUUUAUUUUUCUUUGUUUUGCCUUAAUCUUCUAGUUCUAAUACGUCGAGACUGUUCUAGACUUAAGAAGAGUGAUCGAUACGAAAGCUUUGAGAUGAGUGUGUGAUUUAUGAUAAACAAAACUACAGCAAUAUUGUCCACCUGUAUAUAUGCAUAUAUGCAAAGAAAAAAUUUAUAUAAAAUAGAUAAUCCACGCAGAAAACGCAGGCAAUAAGAUACGUUGCAAAAUGAACAAAUUAAACGUUAUUGAACUAUUUGUCAGAGACGUAUGCGAUUCUUAUUUAAAAUAAAACAAAAGCGACCACAUAAAUAUUAUACAAAUAUAUAGCUUUUGAAUUGUAGUAUUGUACGAAUCGAAAAAAAAAGGAUAAGAUUUUUUACGAUUUUGCGUUAAAAGUAUUUGUUUUUUUUUGUACUAUUACAUGGUCGAUCGUUAAGUUUGUAUAUAAUAUCGAUUGUUGUAAAAGAUGCUGCUUGGUAAAAAAAAACAAAACAAAACAAAACAAAAUACACCAGUUAUAUAGUUAUUUUUAAAAUUCAGUUUUCACUUAUUUCUCCAUUUUCACAAUAAAUUAUCACUAAUUAUAUGAUAUUUUUCGUAGGGGAGAAAUAAAAAUAACAGAAUUAUUGAAAACCAA
Molecule: messenger RNA, 6468 nt
Organism: Venturia canescens
Lineage: Eukaryota; Metazoa; Arthropoda; Insecta; Hymenoptera; Ichneumonidae
Gene: PNUTS
Product: Phosphatase 1 nuclear targeting subunit
Exons: 7
Coding region: 1099-4935 (1278 amino acids)
Cellular component (GO): chromatin; PTW/PP1 phosphatase complex
Molecular function (GO): protein phosphatase 1 binding; metal ion binding
Source: RefSeq, a predicted model, not a curated record